AUGGCGACGGGGGGUGUCAGUAUGCCCACUCCGAUGGACCUUGACGGUGCCAAUGACACCGACACUCGCAACCAGUUUGACAAACAGAUUGCCGAAGUGCAGGCCUUGAUGGAAAAACCGUUGAAGGAUGGCCAACGCGGCUAUGCGGUUUCUAUGUCAUGGCUGAAGCUUGUUUUUGCUCGAAGCACAGAGUACACAGACUUGGCGGACAAGGAUUCCUUCGGUAAGGAACUGGGUCCCGUGGACAACUCCGACCUGAUCCUGGACAUUGGCCCCCAAGAGAACCUGAAAGAUGAGACCGGACAAGUCUUUGUACCGAUGCGCCCGGAUGUUACACUGGAUCAAGAUUACCGAAUUGUGCCCGCGAAAGCCUGGCACUUGAUCGUCAAGUGGUAUGGUAAGCCCGAGGGAUCGCCUAUUAUCCGCUAUGCCCACGAAACCAACCCCGAGGGCGAAUCUGUCGUAAUCUACGAACUCCGUCCUCCGUUUGUGUCUUUAUUCAAGUUGGCAAACCCCUCUUUGGGCGUUACUCCUCAAACAUUGAAAGAAAAGUCGAAAUCGCCCCCAAAGGCCAUAGCUGGCCGUCAGAUGAGCUUCCAGAAAUGGCUCAAAGAAGCCAAGCUGCAAACUGGCAUUCCUAUGUCUACAAAGGUCCGUGUCUGGAAGAUUCGCGAUGGGCUCCCCAGUAUCAACGCGUCGCAUGUUAAUACCCCUUCGGGUUCUCGCGCUGCCUCGCCUGCCCCACCAGCAGCACUCCUCUCCUCCACCCAAAAGAGCAUGCUGGUGGAUCUCAACUCUUUCCUUUCUCUCGAUGAGGGAAAUCAACGCGAAGUGAUCGAUAUCAAAGACCAAACCGACAACCCAAAGUACAAUGGUAAGAUGUCGCUAAUCAUGGCGGGCUUGGUGGAAACAGAUACCGUGGUUCUUGAGCAACAGGUCGGAAGUAAGGGCGAAUGGAUCUCUGAGGCUUCGGCUGCGACCUUGAAAAAGCUGGGCAUUCCUAUCGAGAAAGUGAAAGCCAAGAAUGAGAAAGAGACGCCUUCCGCUCGCAAGCCCGACGUUGCACCAACGAGCGGCCGUGAUAGCCCUGCAGUUGAGCUGCCGAAAGGCACAAAACGCCGUCCCGACCCCAAGCUGGGCCGUACCGGCCUUGACAACCUGGGCAACACCUGCUAUCAAAACGCAGCUACACAAUGCCUUCGAGCUGUUCAAGAAUUGAGUAUUUACUUUCUUACAAACUCGCACAAAGCCGACUUGAACUACACCAACCCCCUUGGCUACAAUGGGAGACUCGCUUCUGUGUAUGCUUCACUGCUCCAAAACAUCUACCGUGAACCGAAAGACCACUUUCGGCCCUCCAACUUUCGAUCUGCAGUUGGUAGAUUCAAUCCUAUUUACAGCACGUGGGAGCAGCAUGACAGCCAGGAAUUUCUCUCAUUUGUUUUGGAUGGCCUCUCGGAAGAUCUGAACACCAUCGAGAACAAGCCUUACAUCGAGAAGCCCGACUCCACGGCAGAGAUGGUGCACGACCGCAAGCUCCUUGAAGAGUUCGCGUCUAAACACUGGAGCAUUUACACUGCCCGGAACGAGUCUCCCAUUGUUGACUUGUUUUCCGGCAUGUACAAAUCAACGGUCGAAUGCCCGGACUGCUCAAAAGUCAGCAUCAAGUUUGAGCCUUACACUAGCCUUUCCUUGCCCAUUCCACAUGACAGUCACAUUGUUUACCGCGAAGUCACCUACGCACCUCUUGCGUCGCCUCCUAUCAAAUUCACAGUAGAGGUUAGCAAGAGUGAUACAAUCCCCCAAUUCCGCAAGAAAGUCGCAGAGAGGAUGGGCUCAGAUCCAAACAAGCUUAUUGGCAUGGAUGUCGAUGAUGACGGUGGUGUCUGGUCAUUCUUCACGAAUGAGAGGUCAACUUACUAUGAUCUCGGCCUGAAACCUGCUGACCGCGUCAUAUUCGUUGAGCUGGAUGUUGCUGCUGACGAAGAUCGUCUCCUUGUUCCUAUCUUCCACCGUGGGUUUGGUGGCAGUAGCCCGGAAAGGCCACCUCCAUCGGUCCUCUCCUUCACCAAGGAGGAGACGCAUGAUCUGGCUGCCAUUUACCGGAAGAUCCUGCGCUACGUGUCUACACUGACUACGCGAGAUAUUUUCUCCAAUGCGGCUCCCCAAAUCAAAGCAGCGACCAGCUCAACCGAGGAUUCGGAUACAGUGGAACUGACUGAGGAUGAUGCGAAAUCAGCCGAUUCCAGAAUAAAGACUGAUUCAGUAUCUGUGCAAGACGGGACUACACCUGGCGGUGACUCUACCGAAGACACCGAGCCUUCUCCUGCGAAUCCUCCUCACGUCCUGGCGGGAACCAUCGCCCCUCAUUUGUUGGAGUUGUUCGAUGUUGAAUACAUUCCUGCAUCCUACAGCCAGGACCUCAUCACUGGACGCUACAGAGAAUGGAAGAAGCCUCAGAAGCCAAUCAUCUCCCGCUUGAAGCGAUCUCCACCGAAGACCUCUUCAGCCAGCUCUGGCGACUCCGACGACGAGAGCACAGGAUCCCAGCCCGAGAAUGGCGGCCAACCCGCAGUCUCUUCCGGUCUUGUACAGGAUAAGCCAUUUAUCUUCGAAAGAGAAGGGCUCAUCCUCAGCUGGAACAAAGAGGCCCGCGAGGCGCUAUUCCUCGACCCCGAAGACGGAAAAUCAACACACCAGAACCCUCCAUACGUCCGCGACCAAAGCCUCGAGCAAUCAAGAGCUGCCCGUGCGGCUAAGAAAGCUCGAGGCAUUUCGCUGGAUGAUUGUCUUAAGGAAUUCAACUCGGAGGAAAUUCUCUCCGAGAACGAUGCUUGGUAUUGCCCUGACUGCAAAGAGUUCCGCCAAGCCAAGAAGAAGUUGGACAUCUGGUAUGCUCCAGAUAUCUUAGUGAUGCACUUGAAGAGGUUCACAUCGAUCGCCUCGUCCGGCAAAGGUGGGCUUAGGACUCCCACCAAAUUCGACCAGGUGAUCGAUUUCCCGCUCGAGGACCUCGAUAUCUCGAGCUACAUCUCGGGGCCGAAGACUGGCAAGUCGACCAAGUACGACUUGUUCGCGAUUGACUGCCACUCGGGGACCCUCCAAUUCGGCCACUACUACGCGUACGCGAAGAACUGGGUGACCGGUGACUGGUUUGAGUUCAACGACUCAAGCACCUCUCCGAUCCGUGGGGACAUUCGAAAACGAAUUGUCACAGGGUCGAACUACCUCCUGUUCUACCGCCGCCAGUCAGAUGUCCCCCUCGGCGGUCCUCGUUUUGAGAAGGCCAUGAACAUCUAUAAUGGCCUCCAGGAGGACCCUGAGGAGGAGUCUGAGAAUGGCGACCGUGUGGUGGGGACUUCCUCGGCCCCGUCACAGCCGAUCUUGGACCAGCCGCCAUCCUGGUCUUUCAGUCGCCGUGAAGAUGACGACGACGAGGGCAGCAGUCGCCGGCUGCCUGGGGAUAUCAAUGGUGAUGAUGACGGCGAUCUGUUCUCUGAUGAGAACAGCAACAUUGCCAUCGGGGGUGGCAGCAACUCGGAUGCAGGGGAGCGUCUCGAGGGACUGACCACCCCCGGCGUCGCUUCGGACAACGAAGCGGCGUUUGAGGACGUCCCGCCCCUCCUUAGCGAGGGCUCUGAUGAUGAGCUUCCCGUCGUUGAGCUCAAGGUGGGCGACGACGGGAAGCUCAAUGAUGAAUGA
Messenger RNA from Penicillium chermesinum, 3702 nucleotides. Its product is annotated as putative ubiquitin-specific protease UBP12. Lineage: Eukaryota; Fungi; Ascomycota; Eurotiomycetes; Eurotiales; Aspergillaceae. The record is from RefSeq and is a predicted model, not a curated record. Bases 1 to 3702 code for a protein of 1233 amino acids. The transcript has 3 exons. Gene Ontology annotation, molecular function: cysteine-type deubiquitinase activity. Gene Ontology annotation, biological process: protein deubiquitination.